UCUAAGAUAUUGGAAAAUUUCACUCAGUUUUUGCCUGUGAAAGUCUUACAUCUAUGCAUCGAAACACUAACUUUUAGACCUUUUCAGCAGUGCGAUUUAAUAGUUGUUUCCGCCAUGUUCAGUGUAAAUCAAAGAGAAAUUCAUUGUUCCCCUCCAGCGUCCCCAGACGCACUGUUUUGCGCUAUGGCUGAAUGAGACAUUUUCGUGUGAGCUUAUAACCUCUUUGGUGUGAGCCGAAAGUUGAAACAUCGCUCAACGUAACUAGAUCUACUCGCUUUGUGAUUCCUGCUCAAGUUAACGCCUUACUAGAAACGAUGUACUCGUCAUUCUGAGGGUGGAACUGUUGGUCCCUCUGAGGACGACGGUUGAGAAAGAAAAAUUCAGGAAGUUUAAAAAAAGACACAUUUUUGGACUUCACUGAGAUUCAAACUUCAGUUCCGGGUUUUGAUUAGGUACAAACAAAAAGUCAUUCGUAAGCAACGAUGUGUUCCACAGUAUAACGGGUGUGGCCUAAUGCUUCGUCACAUCCCUAGCGUCUACUACCGUGAUCAAGAUCAUCACUCGCAUUGUUUUCUCACAGCUGCUUCCUCAUCGGGGGAGUGGGUGGAUUAUUUGCCCCAGCCUAUAGACAUUAGUACUGAGCGCCUCUGAUGAUGCAGACUUCGACAGUGUCAUGUGUAAAGGUCUAAUCGUCAUUAACAGAUUGGAUUCCACGAAUACGCCACUUGAAUGUUCCCUGUCUAUAAACGCACUUUCUUUUGAUGUCAGUUACUACUUGCCAACAAUCACUCUUGACUCUUUCCAAGAAAGAGGCGACUCGCGUGGGCCCAUGUGGCGAGGACAAGCCUGUGGGGUUUGCUAGACCUCAUCAUGGCGUCUGAUAGCCCCGGAAGCUACAAAUACCACCACCACCAAAUGCAUGAAGAUCAAGGACAUGCCCUCCACGGCAGUUUCCUCCAGGGACCCAACGGAACUCGGUUACCGUAUGGCUCCACUGCCCCUCACGGCGUCUACGGCAGUCCUGCGUUUGGUGUCAUUUCCGGCAGUGGGAAUGUCGUCGGCUCUGAACGGUUGAGUGGGAUUGGAAGUGGAGGAGGUGCCGGAGGAGGGGGAGGGACCUUCGGCAAGGAUUCUGGGUACUACGUGAGCACGAGUGACGGUGCGAGCACGUGUAGCAGCAGCACGAACGAGGCUGGCGAGGCGGAUGGUGCCGGGGGGACGCUGCUGGUGCUAGAGCCAAAGUCACUGCGCAGCUUCACAACCAACGACGAGUACCUAUACGCAAUGAAGGAGGAUCUCGCUGAUUGGUUCUCCUGCCUCUACAAGAAUGACGUCACGGCGGAGAACUUUUUCAACAUCUUGGAGACAGGCGUUCUACUGUGCCAGCACGCUAAUAAGGCUCGAGAUAAUGUGUCCAACUUCAUCUCUUGGAGCCGCAACAUGGGCAUCCCGGACGUGCUCAGCUUUGAGACUGAUGACCUGGUGCUGAGGAAGAAUGAGAAGAGCGUGAUACUCUGUCUGCUGGAGAUUGCUAGGGUGGGGGCCAAGCUGGGUAUGCUGGCACCGACCCUGGUACAGAUGGAGCAGGAGAUCGACGCUGAGCUGGCCGGAGAGGAACCCAGGCCUCAAGUACAGAUCAAGACAUGCGACAUGAGGUCCCUGGAUGAGCGGGUUCGGGACCUCAUCGGCCGAUGCACGUGCCCCGUACAGUUCCCCAUGAUCAAGGUCGGAGAGGGAAAGUACAAGAUUGGGGAUUCCCGCAGUCUUAUUUUUGUUCGGAUUCUUCGAAACCACGUGAUGGUCCGAGUCGGAGGAGGGUGGGACACCUUGGAAAACUACCUCAACAAACACGACCCGUGCCAGUGCAACUACAGAG
Molecule: messenger RNA, 1876 nt
Organism: Aplysia californica (California sea hare)
Lineage: Eukaryota; Metazoa; Mollusca; Gastropoda; Aplysiida; Aplysiidae
Product: GAS2-like protein 2
Biological process (GO): microtubule bundle formation; actin crosslink formation; protein localization to microtubule plus-end
Cellular component (GO): stress fiber; cytoplasm; actin filament
Molecular function (GO): actin filament binding; cytoskeletal adaptor activity; microtubule binding
Source: RefSeq, a predicted model, not a curated record